Messenger RNA from Thalassophryne amazonica, 982 nucleotides. RefSeq names its product troponin T2c, cardiac (gene tnnt2c). The transcript has a single exon. The record is from RefSeq and is a predicted model, not a curated record. Gene Ontology annotation, molecular function: troponin C binding; troponin I binding; tropomyosin binding. NCBI's taxonomy places the organism in Eukaryota, Metazoa, Chordata, Actinopteri, Batrachoidiformes, Batrachoididae. Bases 15 to 776 code for a protein of 253 amino acids. Gene Ontology annotation, biological process: sarcomere organization; regulation of muscle contraction; cardiac muscle contraction. Gene Ontology annotation, cellular component: troponin complex.
CUUCCCUGAUUAUCAUGUCCGACGUUGAAGAACUAGAGGAGUAUGAGGAGGAGGAAAAGGAGCAGAAGGAUGAUGAAGCAGAGAAGAAAGAAGAGCCUACUCGGCCUAAGACCACUUAUGUGCCAAAUAUGGCUCCUCCAAAGCUCCCUGAUGGUGAGAAAGUGGAUUUUGAUGACCUCCAUCGAAAGAGAUUGGAAAAGGACUUCAACGACCUCCAAACCCUAAUCGAGCUGCAUUUCACCAACCGGCAGAAAGAAGAAGAAGAGCUGAUUGCAUUGCAGAACCGCAUUGAACGCCGCCGCUCCGACAGGGCCGAGCAGCAGCGGGUUCAUGCUGAGCAGGAACGUGAGCGGCAAGCACGGCUUACUGAGGAACGCACCCGACGCGAGGAAGAAGCAGCUAAACUGCGUGCAGAGGAGGAGGCCAAGAAAAAGAAGAUCUUCAACAAUAAGUCCUACGGUAGCUACCUACAGAAAGCGGAUCAGAAAAGAGGCAAGAAGCUGACAGCAAGAGAGGAGAAGAAGAAGGCUUUGAUGGAGCGGCGCAAGCCUCUCAUCUUCGACCACCUGAGCCAGGAGAACCUGGUGGUGAAGGUGCAGGACCUCUGGCAGUGGCUGUACCAGCUGCAUGCAGAGACGUUUGAGCUGGCAGAAAAGCUCAAGAGGCAAAAGUAUGAAAUCUACAUCCUGAGAAACAGAGUCAGCGACCACCAGAGGGGUUCCAAAACAUCCAAGACCUCUUGCGGGGCCAAAGGCAGGUCUGGCUCCUGGAAGUGAGAGCAACACCUAAAUGGAAGACAUUUCUGGACUACUUGACAACUGUUUGCAUCUAAUAAGAUACUAACAUUUUCCAUAGAUUUAAUAUACAGAGAUUGUGCUUGUUUUCUUAAUUUCAAAUGUUAAAAUGAAGUUCAAUUUUCUGUUACGUGCCAUCUGUACAGAAAUUUGUACCAAAAACCUUCAUUAAAUUUGAUAUAGUACUU